UAUAAUAUCCGGAGCACACCAUUGGAUCUGUUACUUCAGGACAAACUCUGUGUCAAUAACUACAGUCUGAGCCGAUAUUUCUGUUACAAUCUCUACAUUCCAGUCAUCAUAUUGUGGGCCCUAUUCCUGGGCCACUGGACCGAUGAGUACGGGAACGGGAGGAAAGCCAUAUUCAUCGUGGGCUCGUUCAUCCAGUGCUUGGAAGCGAUCAUCAGUCUCUUGAAUGUAGCACUUUUAGACUCGGACUUUAACACAGAUGUCCGAUGGAUCACCAUCUCAUUCGUGCCGUACAUAGUGUCCGGGUCUAUGGUAUGGAGCAUAGCCUACGCCUAUGUGGCGGCCACUACACCGGCAAACAUGCGACCCAUACGGAUGAUGGCACUGGAGAUUAGCCUCGCUUUGAGUCAUUUAGUGUCGGACAGUGUGUACGGAAGGGUAGCAUUUGACGACCCGAUGUGGACCACAAACCAGAUAUACAGCCAAUCAUUCAUACACGCCAUCAGCGCCUGCAGUGCUUUCGUGGCAUUCAUUUGGUCGGUGUUUGUCAUAAAUCAACAAAAAGAGAAAAUACUAUUUGACGAGAGUUUUGGUGACAAUAGUUAUGAACUCAAAGACUAUAAUAGUUACCAUAAACAGAAACAACAGGUCGGAAAUCAAAUCAAACAGUUGUUUCACUUCAAUAACAUUAAGCAGACAUUUGUUACGGUGUUUCGGAAGCGGCCGAACACUACCAGAGCCCAGAUAUGGCUCACCAUUUGCGGCACCACUUGCUAUCUCUAUGUCUUCAUAUCUGUGCCCUCUUUUGUCGAUGAAUUUUACGAACAGAUCUACGGCUGGUAUACCACCGACUUUGCCGAAUACCAGGCCUCGGGAACGGUAGUCAAGUGCCUGUUUGUGUUGACUGCAACUAUCAUCCUCAUCAAGGUA
Messenger RNA from Oppiella nova, 927 nucleotides. Lineage: Eukaryota; Metazoa; Arthropoda; Arachnida; Sarcoptiformes; Oppiidae. The record is from the annotation of a GenBank genome assembly.